GAAAGAAAACAAUAAUAAUAGUAAAAGCACAACAAGAAACGAAGCCGGAAAAUUUUUUGGUCAAAUUUUUAUUUAUUACUUAACUGAAAUGUGAAAUUGUGUUUACAAUUAUAUUGUCAUGAUUAUUGUACUAUUUCAAGUUCUAUAUUUAUUUGGAAAAUUAAUUUAUACACGAUAUAAAAGUCGUAAACAAACUCACGACAUUGUUGACAAAGAAUUAUGUCCUUAUGCAAAUAUGAAUUUAUCAUUUCGAGAUCGAAAUCAAGAAAUAGGUAGAUUAGCCCAACCACCGGGUGAUACAUCGGACGAUGAAAAAGAUAUGGAAAAUUGUAUUAAAUUUUUUCCACCAGCAUAUAUUCAAAGAUAUGUCUCGGUACAAAAAGUCCUUGAGGAAGCUCGUUAUAAGGGAAAAAUACGUAAGGUCGUCGAUUUUGGAUGUUCGGAACUUGGAUUUAUGGUGUAUUUAAAAAAUACACCUGGAGUGGAAGAAAUAUUAUGUGUUGAUGUUGAUAAAGAAGUUUUAGAAUGGAGUCAAAAGAAAGCACAUCCCCUUCAUGUUGAUUAUUUACAUACACGCGAUAAACCAUUAACAAUAAGCGUUAUUGAAGGAAGUGUAACGCACAAUGAUAAACUUCUUGAGAAAACCGACGCUGUAAUAUGUAUAGAAUUAAUAGAGCAUUUAUAUCCCGAAACAUUGACUGAUUUACCGUAUAAUAUUUUCGGUUAUAUUAAACCACAAGUUGCUAUCAUGACAACACCAAAUGCCGAUUUUAAUGUAUUAUUCAAUAAACCCGGUUUUCGUCAUUACGAUCACAAAUUCGAAUGGACGAGGGAACAAUUUCAAGAUUGGGCAGAGAAUAUUGUUUUACAAUAUCCAGACUAUGAAGUGUCAUUCAGUGGAAUUUGUGAAGGUCCAGCAGGUUCUGAAAAUCUUGGAUGUUGUUCUCAAAUGGCAGUUUUUCAUCGACGAUUAACAACAACAACAAAUGAAAUUAAAUAUCCGGGUGUUGAGGGACUAUUUAAAAUAAUAACUAUUCAAGAAUAUCCCUAUCACGUUGAUAAUCGUUCAGAUGAGCAAAAAAUUUUAGAUGACACUGUUUAUUAUAUAAGAAAUUAUGCCAUGUAUUGUUUGGAAUAUGCCGAGGAGAUUCCAUUGGAAAAAUUAUUGAAUCCAUUGAAAAAAUAUAGUGUCACUGUUGAAUAUUUAAAGGAACUUUUGGAACAAAAUGGAUGGAGAAUUAUUGCACGUGAAAAAGGAGACGUUGUUUUAAUACCCGAACGAUCGGAUUCUGACAAUAGUUCCGGUGAAAAUUGGGAUGAUUUGGAAUUUUCAUGGAACGAUCAAGAAAACAUUGAAGACGAUUGGGAUUUAGAACCAGGUCCUCCUUCACAAAUUACAGGAGAUUCACUUUUACAAGAAAAUUGGAAUGACGUUGCAUCAGUUAUUCAAAACGAAGAAGUGGAAGUUGAAACUUUAAAUGAACAAAAUAAUUGUAAUGAAAUGCCUAGUUGUUCAAAAGAAACUAAUGAAUCUUCCACUAGUAUUGGAAAUGAAGAAAAUAUUUCUUCCCAAUCGAUAAAUCCAAUAAAUUCUAGUUCUAGUUCUCUUUGUUUUAAUUUUAAAAAUGUACUAGAUAACACAACAGAAUUGGCACAUCAAAAACUUUUGCAUUUAGAUUAUGAAAAUCAAUCAGAGAUAAAUGAAAAAUUACCACGUAAAACAUAUCGUAAGCAAAUAAAAUCUCCCAACACAUCAGGGACUGCUUUAAAAGAAUUAGGAAGUUUAUGCAGUAUUUAUUUGGAAUCAUCGCGUAAUGAUAAUUCAAAAACAUGUUUUCAAGAUUUAAGUAAUCUCUCUUUUGAGAGUACACUAUCGGCCACGUCUUCGGUAAAUUGUUCGAAAUUAGAUGAGAAUUUAUCAUUAAAUAGUGAAGAGAAUUUCCCACCAAAGAAGCCAAGAGUUGAUGAUAAUUUUUCAUCAAUACAAUUUCGAACUGUUCAAGAAAUUGAAGAUGAAUUACGAAGAAAAUAUCUAAAGAGCAAGAAUUUAAAAGGCGAAGACAUUUUAAAUGAAUCUGAUCUUUGGGAAGGAUUAGAAACACCAGAAUCAGUUAGUCGAGAUUUCUCUGAAAGUAGUAGUCAAAUUUCCCCACCAAAUUUUAAUAAUGUCUCAACAUCGUCGACAUCCAUUGAUGAAAUGUACAAAUCAACACCAAUAGCUUUAAAAUUAAAUGAAACAAGCAAAUUAGAUGAUAACACUGCCGAUUCAGUGAAUAGAAAAUUGUUAUUAGAUAAUACAAGUGAUUUAUUACAAGGGUCUUCCAAAAAAAAUAUAAAUUCAAAAUCGAACGAUACUAAUGAAAUUAAAUCUGUGAUACAGGAAAUGGAAAUAAUUCGCGAUUAUCCGGAAUUUGAAAAAAUGUUUGCAAAAUGUCGAGAUAAUUCAAAUAUUUCCAAAGUUUUAGAUUUAGCAGAAAUAACAGAAUCGGAGAUAAUAUUAGAUACACCACCAAAUAGUUCAUCACCUGAAAUAAUGGAUUCUGGUUAUCCAAAUUCUGCAUCGGCACACGAUAUGACACCCGAAUAUGAUUUACCAAGUAUUGAACAAGAUAGAAUUUCUAAUUCUAAAUCACCAAGUAUUGAGAAUGAUGAUGAUGAUGAUGAUGAGGAUGAGGAUGAUGAAGAUGAUGAUAGAAUUUCUGAUUCUGAAUCGCCAAUUAAUGAAGAAGCACCGAGGCAAGGAUUUUUUGAAUUAGAAUUAGAAAAUGGCGAUUUAGCGAAUAAUAAUCGUGAUGAUGAGGGAAAUAAUAUGAUUGCUGUUGAAGAUAAUGAUAAUGAUGAUCUUCAACCGUUGAUUCAUGUACUUGCAAAUGAUAGAGAAAAUGAAAAUGAUAUUUAUGUUUUACAAAAUGGUUUUCCCGCUUGGUUACUUCGAAUAUUACGAAUGCAAGGACAACGUUUUGGUCCAUUGGAUGCAGCAAUUGAUGGAGAAGCUGCAAAUUUAAAUUUCAAUGAAGGCUUCAGCAGUUCAUCCGAAGAUGAUUGAAAAGAAUUCGAAUUAUUAAUUCAAAAAAAAGAAGAAGUAUUAUAGUAAAUAUGAAAAAUUUGCUCAUUGAAUGAGAAACACCUUGAGGCUGACUAUAUAUAGGUGAUAAUUCAGAAAACUUAAAACCCCCUGGUGCGAACAAAAAUUAUAUAACUUAAAGAAAAACCAAUUUUUUAUUCAUCAAACGAUAUUAACUAAUCAACGGUUUGAUAAAAGUUACUUAGUUCUUUGGAUUGCGUUUUUACUUAUUAUAAACUUCAAUUAUAAAGCGUCAUUUAAUUAUUAUUAUUAUUAUUAUUAUUAUUAUUAUUACUUAGUGAGAAAAUUUAAAAAUUACAUAUCAAUAGAAAUUUUUCGAGAAAUUAUUUUUAUGCUUUUAUUUCAAAGCAAUGUCAUUUUGUUGUUUCUAUGUAUUUUAAAGAUCACUUUUUCUUUUGUUAAUAAGUCUAAACGCAAACCAUUAAAAAGAACAAAUGUUUAUGAUAAGUUAAUUACAAAUUGUUUUAUUUCAAUCUUAUUAUUUUUUUUUAAUAUAAACUUUCGUUCUAAAUGAAAAAAAAAAGUUUUGUUUUAUAAGAAUAUUUUUCAAUUAUUAGAAAUAUAUAUACAAGAUGUUUCAGAGAAAAUCAAUCGUGCGUUGUUUUUUUUUUUUCACCAAAAAAAGUCUAUGACAAAAGUAAUACACACUCUUACAAAUGGAAAAAUUAAUAAUAGUUGAGGAUUUUUCCAACUAUUAUUCUUUUUUAAACUAAAAAGAAAAACACUUUGCGACAUUCGCAAAACUAUAUAAAUUAAUUCUCUUAAAAUAACAAAAAAAAAAAAAAAAAAACAUUAUAUUAUACAACUCUUCUAACUUCGAAAAACCUCUUUAAAUAAUAAACUUGACCUAGAGACAUACAAA
Messenger RNA from Leptopilina boulardi, 3947 nucleotides. It is a transcript of the gene Hen1, whose product is annotated as protein PFC0760c. Lineage: Eukaryota; Metazoa; Arthropoda; Insecta; Hymenoptera; Figitidae. The record is from RefSeq and is a predicted model, not a curated record. The transcript is spliced from 6 exons. Bases 119 to 3046 code for a protein of 975 amino acids. Gene Ontology annotation, cellular component: nucleus; cytoplasm. Gene Ontology annotation, biological process: siRNA processing; RNA methylation; piRNA processing. Gene Ontology annotation, molecular function: RNA methyltransferase activity; O-methyltransferase activity.